AUGCUGGGAUUUCCAGAGCAGCCCAUCUUCAGCACCAGAGCGCACGUCUUCCAGAUCGACCCCAGCACCAAGAAGAACUGGGUUCCCACCAGCAAACACGCCGUCACCGUGUCCUACUUCUACGACAGCACACGCACCGUGUACCGCAUCAUCAGCCUCGACGGGUCAAAGGCCAUCAUCAACAGCACCAUCACCCCCAACAUGAGCUUCACCAAAACCUCACACAAGUUCGGUCAGUGGGCAGACAGUCGGGCUAACACCGUCUACGGCCUGGGCUUCUCCUCCGAGGCCCAUCUGAGCAAAUUUGCUGACAAGUUUGCGGAGUUCAAAGAGGCGGCGCGGUUAGCCAAAGAGAGAUCUCAGGAGAAGAUGGAGUUAACCAGCACUCCCUCACAGGAAUCAGCGACGGGUGAACUUCAGUCUCCUGUGACUCCAGAGAGCAUCAACGGCACGGACGAGAGAGUGACCCCCGACGCCGCCUUCAACACCGAGAUCAACGCCGUACUGUUCCCUCACAGCUCUACGUCCAUCAGCAAACACUGGGAGGCUGAGCUGGCGACUCUGAAGGGGAACAAUGCUAAGCUAACGGCGGCGCUGCUGGAGUCCACGGCUAACGUAAAGCAGUGGAAGCAGCAGCUGGCGGCGUAUCAGGACGAGGCCGAGCGACUGCACAAACGGGUCACGGAGCUGGAGUGUGUGAGCGGACAAACCGCCGGUGUCAAAACACAGAAAACAGAGCUGAACCAGACCAUAGAAGAGCUGGAGGCCGAGCUGAAGGCCAGAGAGGAGGAACUGGAGAAUCUGAAACAGGAAGUGGAGGAAGCCAGCCAGCUGCAAACACAGAAAGAUUCGCUCGCUCAGAAACUACAGGAGACGGAGCUGAGGAGCGCGGAGCUGGAGUCGCAGCUGCUGGAUCUGGAGCAGCGUCUGGAGAACAGCCAGCUGGAGAGCGAGAGCUUCAGGAGGAGUCUGCGCUCGCUGCUGGAGCUGCUGGACGGAAAGAUCUUUGAGCUGAGCGAGCUACGAGACAGUCUGGCCAAGCUGAUGGAGAGCGACAGCAGCUAGAGACACGCACACGCUCAUGUUUCCAGACACUGAUCUCCCUCUCGACUCUCAUCCACCAUGCACAGACUGCGCUGCAGAAACAGAAACCUUGCUGUGCUUUCUGACUCUUGCGGUGCUUUCUAUAAAAACGUGGCGAGCUGAAGAUGCGAUCCGGCCGCUAGAUCGCGCGUGUAUCAUCUGCUGCUCUUCCACUGAAAUCUGAGCAAUACGAGAGAAACGGACACUAUCAGGGAUUUUUCGUCUGGAAGCGUCCUUCCUUUCCAAACACUUUUUAAACACAAACGGGAUUGAGGUGAAUCAUUUUGUUCUUGGGGUUUGUUGUUUCCGCUCUUCGUGAAGAGCAGCGGUUUUCUUCCUACUGUAUGAUUUCUGGUUAUUUAUUGUAAAAAAAAAAAAAAUGAUAUCUAUAUAUUCUAAUCACAGUGGCUGCAUUAAGUAGUUAUUUCAAGUAUGUUUGUUUGCAUUUUUCUUGUUUUUUAUCCUUUCCAAUGUGGAUAUGUGUUUUUUUUAAAUGUGAGAUAAACUGGCAAUAUUUUUGAACUAUUGAAGUAUUUAAAAGUGAAACAAUGUCAUCAGAUUUCAGCCGAGUGUUUCUCUUUGCCAAAGCUGUUGUACAGAUGAAGUUGAGUGAUCAUGUGCUUCUGAAGAUCUUCAAGGGCUCAGAUAGAUGUGCUAGUUUUUGACACACUGGACGGCUUUAUUAUUAUCAUGUUUGAUUUAUGAGCCGAUGUGACACUUUGAGGCUCAGAAACCUUUGAAUAAUAAUUGAGAAUAUUGAUUAUACCACACACUCAAACACAAUUGUAAUUCUGAGUUUAUAGUAAAAUUAAAGAGGAAA
This is a messenger RNA of Sinocyclocheilus anshuiensis, 1903 nucleotides long. RefSeq names its product homer scaffold protein 1 (gene homer1). The coding region runs from base 1 to 1065 and encodes 354 amino acids. Gene Ontology annotation, molecular function: G protein-coupled glutamate receptor binding. Gene Ontology annotation, biological process: G protein-coupled glutamate receptor signaling pathway. Lineage: Eukaryota; Metazoa; Chordata; Actinopteri; Cypriniformes; Cyprinidae. The transcript has 9 exons. The record is from RefSeq and is a predicted model, not a curated record.